AACUUGCCAGAUGGACAUGUACGGAGUUCUUGGGGCGCUCCAACCACUCCUGUAUCUGUUGGUUGUGAGCAGAUGUGAAGCGAGCGAAGUGCUGUAUCAUUGCACCUUCGAGUCCAACGAAGACUGCAGGCUGGAGCAGGAUCCGAGCGAUGAGUUUGAUUGGGAGGUUCAUCGCGGGAUGGCUCCCUCCAACCACGCCCGAUUUCACUCUCGCCGGUCGCGCCAUCAUCGCUCAGUCUGGAAGAGAGGCAGCCUCCGGUACGAAACGUACUCAGGCCCACUCAGCGUUUUCAGGGAGCUCUCCAUCGAAGAACGGGAACUCCUUAACAACAAUGUCUUCAUUGACCUGUCACCGGAUCCCUUCCCACACUGGCCUUUUGUUGACCACACUUACGGGAAUGACUCAGGUCAUUUUGCACACCUGGUGGCGAAAGAUAACACCCAGACAAGCGGCCAUGCCCGUAUCAUGUCGCCCGAGAUAACGAUGCCCGAUUCCGUGGAGGCCGACCUGACUUUCUUCUACCAUCUAUGGAACUUCAAGGGGAGACCGUCGGCCGGCCGGCUGAAAGUCUUCGUCUGUGAGGGCCAGGAUCUGGUCUUCACGGCUACGGCUAGCCUCGGCAGUGUAUGGAUGAAAGCUGAAGUGCGGAUAAAAUGCAACGGCACCUUUAGGAUAAUAUUUGAAGGUUUCAUCGGAGGCAAAGACAUAGAAAUUGCAAUAGACGACGUGAAUGUUACCGUUAGUAAUGGAACCCCCCCUACAGUGCAGCCGCACACGACGUGGAAUACGGGUAACGAGUCCAACGCGACCACUACGAGCCUACCAACCACGAUGACCUCUGCUGGUCCUAGCAAUCCCGAGCCGGGGCCGGAGGGACCUGACACGGGUGUGGAUCCAGAGACAGCUGUGAGCCUGGUCGUCAUUGCACUGGUUCUAUUUGCGGCUACGUGCUUCAUGCUGCUAGUGACCCUGAUGAUUCACAUCCGCUUCAGAUCCAAGAGAAGGAGACGGGGACGGUUUCAUGAGCCUUUCACAUUUGGGUCAGAGUUCUUCAACCGCCAUUCCAUGGAUCCCAGCGAAGCUACGGCCUACAUGACCCUGAACUUCCCCCCUAGUUCCACCUCUGGUUCGGGGCUAGAGUUCCUCUCAAUGUCCGAACGUCGCUCCUGCGACGCAAGGGACUCAAAACGGUCAAAACCUUCCGACGGCGCACAAUCCAAGCGCUCGUCAGGGCUACAUGCCUCAGCCGAGAGCAUCCGCCGAAGCGCGUAUACUAGGCGCUCCACCGGGGGCCAACGCCGCCAGAGCCGGACCUUCCCUGUCUCUAAGGAGCUAAAGAAUCUACUGGAGAGUGUGCAGAUGCGCAGGUUCCGGACGCUGAGCCAGCACAUGUCGGUGGCAGAUGUAGAGACUCUACGACGUACGCUCAGUAGUCAAGGCGAAACCGCCCCAAACAGCGACCGGACUGUGUCGACCGUUCUACUAGACGCCACCGCGUCCUCCCUGAGAAAGAUGAGCGACAUGUCUGAUCAUUUUUACUAUAGCCUGUUUCCGACAGUAGGUAUUGUCAGCUGCAAGAACUCGCUGGUGGCCUCCGAGGACUCCGACCAAAUUAUUGAACUGAAGGACAGAAGGCCCGCCUCAGGUGAAUAUGACUCUGAUGAUCUUGAAGUACAGGCAGUAACUAGUGGCUCCUUGCUCAUUAAGUCCGAGAGUCAGAGCGAAUCUGAGAGUGACCGAUCGGUGGCACCGGAGACAACCCAGAUGGUGGACAAUGAGAUCUAUGAAUGUUUUACCAACUCUGACGCAUCUAGCUCAGGAACGGUACAAUAGCCAAACAUCUGACACCGAACCCUCUAGUUUAACGAUUCUCUAUAGAGUUCCCACCUGCAUAAGGUCAUUGUGAAAGAAACAUGUCCAUCACAAUAUGCUUCGGACACCCACGGCAAGGUUAAGUUCAAAGAACACUUAGAAAUUCACCGGCACUGCAGGAUUUUACUUGGAUUUUAAUCUGAGUACUGCAGAAACCCGUGGUCCAAUCACUUUCUUGUUGGUUAGUGAGAACUGAGGCGCAUUUCCAGUGGCUCUUUGAAGGGUUAAUUUUAAAAAGAGAUUGCACUGACAGGCAACGGUUGGUUGCCGUGAAUGGAUUCUUGUAAUAAAGCGUUUCACUUAAGUGUUAACA
Molecule: messenger RNA, 2186 nt
Organism: Acanthaster planci (crown-of-thorns starfish)
Lineage: Eukaryota; Metazoa; Echinodermata; Asteroidea; Valvatida; Acanthasteridae
Cellular component (GO): membrane
Source: RefSeq, a predicted model, not a curated record